This is a messenger RNA of Hevea brasiliensis (rubber tree), 843 nucleotides long. RefSeq lists its product as uncharacterized. NCBI's taxonomy places the organism in Eukaryota, Viridiplantae, Streptophyta, Magnoliopsida, Malpighiales, Euphorbiaceae. The transcript has a single exon. The record is from RefSeq and is a predicted model, not a curated record. Bases 1 to 843 code for a protein of 280 amino acids.
AUGGAGAAUUUCUUAACUGCUCAACAAGAACAAGGAGAAAUAAUUCAGCAAUUAACUUCAAGGAUAUAUCAGCUUGCCACUCAUAACAGGAUGGUGGAAAACCAAAUAGCUCAACAUGCAAGUUCUUCUAGCAAAGCACAAGGAAAACUUCCAAGUCAACUAGAGAAUCCUAGAGAACAUUGCAAGACAGUGAUCCUAAGGAGUGGGAAAAUUUUGGGAGAUGAAAAGAAAGAUGAGGUAGAAGAGGAAAAGAAGAAAGAAGAUGAAGACAAGAAUGAAUAUACUUCAAAUCAUAAUGAAGUUAAUAAGGAAGCAAACAAAAAGAAGGGAAUUGAAAAAGAAGAAGAGGAAAAGUAUGUGCCUCCACCACCAUACAAGCCACCAUUGCCAUAUCCUCAGAGGUUUCAGAAAGUAAAGCUAGAUAAACAGUUUAGGAAAUUUUUUGAAGUUUUGAAGAAAUUAUACAUCAACAUUCCAUUUACAGAUGCAAUUUCUCAAAUGCCCUCAUAUGCUAAGUUCCUGAAAGAAAUUUUAUCAAAUAAGAGGAGAUUAGAAAAUUAUGAAACUGUGACAUUAACAGAGGAGUGUAGUGCUCUCUUGCAGAAUAAGCUCCCACCGAAGUUGAAGGAUCCAGGAAGUUUCUCUAUUCCUUGUCACAUUGGGGACACUAGCAUUGACAAAGCAUUAUGUGAUCUUGGAGCUAGUGUAAGUUUGAUGCCACUCUCUAUUUGUGAAAAGUUGAAGGUUAGAGAAUUGAAGCUAACAACCAUUUCUUUGCAACUAGCUGAUAGAUCUAUCAAAUAUCCAGUAGGAAUUUUGGAGAAUGUACCCUUAAAAGUUUGA